This is a messenger RNA of Mizuhopecten yessoensis (Yesso scallop), 1873 nucleotides long. Its product is annotated as putative glucose-6-phosphate 1-epimerase. Gene Ontology annotation, biological process: carbohydrate metabolic process. The record is from RefSeq and is a predicted model, not a curated record. Gene Ontology annotation, molecular function: carbohydrate binding; isomerase activity. NCBI's taxonomy places the organism in Eukaryota, Metazoa, Mollusca, Bivalvia, Pectinida, Pectinidae. The transcript has 10 exons. Bases 120 to 974 code for a protein of 284 amino acids.
UGCCGCAGACCCGGAAAUGAUAGUGUGCCACACGUGUCAGGGUUUGUAAACAACGGUGUAGUAGGCUUAUAUUACCAGAUAGGUUUAGGAGACAGUGAGCUGUGGAGGUCAUAGUAGACAUGGAUACAGACCUAGCGGGGCGUGUGCAGGAGCGGGACGUUGUGAUACUGGACGGAGGGGUCGGGACCUCUGUAGUUGUUCACUUACACGGUGCCACAGCGUUGUCAUGGAAAUGUGAUGGGAAAGAAAUAUUAUUCCUCAGUAAAAAAGCCGUACUGGAUAAUUCAAAGGCCAUACGUGGAGGGAUACCAUUAGUUUUCCCUCAGUUCGGACCCUGGACAUGCGGUCCCCAGCAUGGAUUUGCCAGGAACAAGCGAUGGAGUGUGGAAUCGCAGCCACAAAAGGCGGACGGGACAGUGACUUGUUCCCUAGCUCUGUCGGAUGACGAGGACACUAGGAAGAUCUGGAACUAUCGGUUUAAGUUAGUGUACACUUUGGAAUUGACCAAAUCUUCGCUAUCUACAAGACUUACCGUCGACAAUACAGGAAGCGAGGGUUUUACAUUUACCACAUUGAUGCAUUCCUACUUCCUCACGCCGGAUAUCGCCACGACCACUGUCCGUGGGUUGAAGGGACUGAAUUACGUAGACAAGGUGAAAAACGGUCAGGAGCUCCAGGAAGAUCGAGACAAAGUCACCAUUCCCCAGAAUUAUGACAGAGUGUACCAGAAGUGUCCAAGUACUGUAUCCAUGGAGUGUAGUUCCCACACCGUAUCGGUGAACCUCUCCAACUUCACAGACGUUGUUGUGUGGAAUCCCUGGAGCGAGAAGGCUAGGGCCAUGUCAGACUUCGGGGACGAGGAGUACAGCACUAUGGUGUGUGUUGAGGCGGGACGCGUGAGCUGUCCCGUACAGAUAGCCGCCGGUCAGCAACUAGCCUUCCAGCAGACGCUCCAAGUCCAGGCUAAACUCUAGAUGGAGAGUGUACAGUUGACACCUAAAAUGCCUACCGUAUCUGGACGUAAAUCAUCUAAUGUUGACUAAAUUACCUAGAUCAUUGAAUUCCAACUCUUGUUAUUUUUAUAGUACUAUAAUCUUCGUUAUAAAAUUGUUAAUGGUUGAUUUUUUGUUCCCUCAAGGAAAUUAUUUAACUUGUAGUAUAUCGUUCUGUUCUGUGUUGGUAGAGUAGCUGUUUAGAGUGAAACAUUCCAAAAGACACUGAAGACCUCAAGAGGUCCUAAAGAACUGCCACCUAUACUUUAUUCACAUGUUCCAUUGUCACCAUCACAUUUGCCACAAUAUCUGACACAAUUAAACUUUAUAUAAUUACUUCUGAUUUUCACUAUCCUAAAAGACACACUUUCUGACCUCAAAACACUCCUAACUUCACUAACAUUACUACACCAUUGAAACGUUAGACCAAACUAGAAAUACCAGACAAAUGUUACGAUAUUAUAUUAUAAAAACAAACUCUUAUGAUCUGAAACAAUCAAAAACCAAAACGUACCAAUACAAAAGGAAUCAUUCAAUUAACAAAUCCUAUCAGAUACUUCUAUACACAGUGGCAUUGUUACUAAUGUAUUAUACGUCUCUGCUAAUAUACAAUACACAGUUGUUUACAUUUAUGCAUGCUACUGUUCUACUUUUUGUUUAGUAUAUUUAUGCGGAAUUUUAACCUUUUUCUUUGGUAGCGAUAUAUGUACUACCUAGGGUGUAUAUGUUGUAUUUAGUACACUUUGGUAGCGAUAUAUGUACUACCUAGGGUGUAUAUGUUGUAUUUAGUACACUUUGGUAGCGAUAUAUGUACCACCUGGGGUGUAUAUGUUGUAUUUAGAAGACUUUAUUUUUUCUAAUAAAAGUAGUAGAACUUCUCA